Messenger RNA from Microtus oregoni (creeping vole), 273 nucleotides. Its product is annotated as 60S ribosomal protein L7a-like. The record is from RefSeq and is a predicted model, not a curated record. The transcript has a single exon. Lineage: Eukaryota; Metazoa; Chordata; Mammalia; Rodentia; Cricetidae. The coding region runs from base 1 to 273 and encodes 90 amino acids.
AUGGGGGUCCCCUACUACAUCAUCAAGGGAAAGGCCUGGCUGGGGCACCUGGUCCACAGGAAGACAUGUUCCACUGCUGCCUUCACAGAGGUUAACUCAGAAGACAAGGGUGCUCUGGCUACACUGGUGAAAGCUAUUAGGACCAAUUACAACGACAGAUAUGAUGAGAUCUGCCGCCAUUGGGGAGGCAGCGUCCUGGGUCCUAACUCUGUGGCUCGAAUUGCCAAGCUGGAAAAGGCAAAGGCCAAAGAACUUGCCACUAAACAGGGUUAA